Molecule: messenger RNA, 1176 nt
Organism: Spathaspora passalidarum NRRL Y-27907
Lineage: Eukaryota; Fungi; Ascomycota; Pichiomycetes; Serinales; Debaryomycetaceae
Product: leucine carboxy methyltransferase
Exons: 1
Biological process (GO): C-terminal protein methylation
Molecular function (GO): protein C-terminal leucine carboxyl O-methyltransferase activity
Source: RefSeq, a predicted model, not a curated record
AAGCAAUGUUAUCACCGAAAGAUAAACAGGACAAGUUGAUAAGGGCGACAGAUUUAGAUGCUCUUAGUUGCCGGAAUAGCAUCAACAUUAAAUCAUAUCUUACUCCAAAUGACAUUUAUAUUCCUAAAUUAAUUGAGUCGUAUCGUCAAAAUUUACAAUAUUGUUAUGGAUAUACCAACUUAUCUUCCUCCAGGGCAUUGCAUUUAUUCAAUGAUAGGAAACUUCCGUUGAUAAACAGGGGAACCUAUCUCCGUACCAAGGCCAUAGAUAAUAUUGUUCAAGGUUUUAUUGAAGAGCUUGACAAAUGCCAAAUUGUUUCUUUGGGAAGCGGGUCUGAUACCCGAGCAUUUUCGAUAUUAAACAAGUAUAGUAAUGUUAUAUAUCAUGAGAUUGAUUUUCCUGAAUCUGUCAAGAUUAAAAAAUUAGCUAUUUAUAAUGAUGAUGAACUUAGAAAAACAGUGGGUCUUGGAUCUGAUACAAUUCCCAUGAUCAAAUCUCGAGAUGAAUUUGUACAACUCGAUUGUGAUUUACAAACGUCAAGGUAUCACCUACAUGGAAUAGAUAUACGUACAUGGAAGGAUAAUAAAACCCCCUUUGCUCAUUUUGAUUCAAAUUUACCAACGCUUGUAAUAAGCGAAUGCUCACUUUGUUAUUUGGCACCUGAUGAAUACGAAAAUACCAUUAAUUAUUUAACAGGGAUAUCCAAAAACUUGAUUUCAUUUAUCAUAUAUGAACCAAUGUCUCUUAAUGAUUCUUUUGGAUUAACUAUGACAAAAAAUUUACUUGAUAGGGGUCUUAAUUUAAUGACAUUUAACAAAUAUCCUGAUUUGGAAUCAAGACGGGAAUUCUUAGCUGCAAACUGCAAGCUAAACAAUUUACGGCUUACAGAUAUGAGUAAUGUGGGUGGAUACACAAAGACUCCAAAAACAGAUGAUAAUCAGCCGUGGGUGGAAUUUGAUACACUCAGGAGAAUUAAUUCACUUGAAUUUAUUGAUGAAAUCGAAGAAAUUAGACUCUUGUUGGAACAUUAUUGUCUUAUUUAUGGAGAUUUCAACCGAAACAGUGAAGAUAAAUUUAUUGGAAUAGACAAAUGGGGUUGGCUUGUGAGGUAAAUCAUUUAUGUUGUGAAUUAUGUAAUAUAGAUUUUUUGUAUACUUAAAAGUUAAGCUUGUUGAU